AGCGUCAGGCAGCCGCGUAAUUCAGCGCUGCAUCCUGACAAGAGGGAACCUUUUAUUUGACGUACCCACUUCCGGCGAAUUUGGUCAGUCUCAGAAAUGAGUUUUGAGUGGCCUUGGCAGUAUAAUUUUCCUCCGUUUUUUACGUUACAGCCAAAUGUGGACACGAGACAGAAACAGCUGGCGGCGUGGUGCUCGCUGGUGUUGUCUUACUGUCGACAUAGUAAACUCUACACCUUGGAUGUUAUGGAGGCUCAAGAAAGCCCCGUUUUCAACAACAAGAAAAUAUCAAGAAAGCUCUCAGUAGAGGCCAUCCAGGUUGUCUUUGAAGAAUUAAGGAAAAAAGGGAACCUGGAGUGGAUGGACAAGAACAAAACACGCUGUCUGAUAAUGUGGAGGCGGCCUGAGGAAUGGGGAAAGCUCAUAUACCAGUGGGUAUCCAGAAAUGGGAUGAACAAUUCAGUGUUUACACUCUACGAGCUCUCUAACGGGGAUGACACAGAAAGUGAAGAAUUCCAUGGGUUGGAAGAGUGGAUGCUGCUCCGUUCUUUGCAGGCUCUACAGGCGGAGGGCAAGGCAGAGAUCAUCACGAUGGAUGAUGGGAAGGGUGUCAAGUUUUUCUGAGCCCGGGAAGGAGGGGCGCGUCUCGGUGCUGUGGGGGACUGUGUAGAUUGCUCUCUGCUAGGAGGACCCUAGGAAAAAGGUGUGUCUUCCACUGAAAAAAGUAGGAUAUGGGUCUCUUUCUUUCUUCCAUCGGUCACACUGACCACUGAGGGUAUUUCAGGAAAGCUGUCCUCUUUGUCCGUCACUUUGAUUUUCUUAAAGACAGUUGUUUUGUGUUCUUAUGUCCUUUCCUAUAUAGUUUAGGUGUAGACUAUUUUCUUUAAAUCAUAUCAAACAUAUAGGCAGAAAUGCUUCUGGUUACUGCCACAGUUAACGGACCCCAGAGGCAUUGUCUGAAAUGUCUGAGAUUGGGGUCAUUUCCUAUAAGAUAGAGCAUAAGGAGAGCCUCCCCAGCCAGAGAAACAGGGGGGGGGGGGGGGGGCGUCCUGUUUCUGCAUACUGAUGAAACCAUUUACUGUUCUGUACUGAUUUCUGCAUUUUUUUUUGUUCUUCUUUUAUAUCAACGUCAUGCUGUAAAAUAAAAAGGAAGUGAAAUUAGGUGUGUUUAAGCACUUCACUAUGUGGCGUUAUUUAUUAUUAGGGAAUGCACUAAACCUGAGCCAGGCUGACAAACAGCUGUUAAACAGUAUUUCAACAUGCAGUGACACUCAAGGCAGUGAUAAAGGAAGCCAAUGGUCACUUACAUUCAUUUGUUUUCUGUAAAAUUGCAUGAUGUUUGUUGAGCAAAUUUGAUCUUAAUAUCACAAAAAAAUGAGUUGUUUCUUGUUUGCAGAAUGGUCCAGUUAAGCAUACAGGUUCUGAAAAAUAUGUUAACACUUCACACUGGAAGUCAGACAAGCAGGCCAGUGACUCAGUGUAUAUUAGAAGCGUCAACCUGCAGUCCUGGGGGGCUGGAGCCCUGUGUAGCUUAGUUCUUUCCCUGUUCCACCACAAAUGAUUCAGCUCAAGUGCUGUGUGGUAAUUAGCACACGGAGUUGAAUCAGGUGUGUUAAAUGAGGGAAAACCCAAAAUUGUGCAGGGCUCUGGCCCCCCAGGGCAGGAGUUUGACACCCCUGGUGUAAAUAGUGUUCAAAUUUUGUCAAGUUAAACCAAUGGUAACACAUGUGGUUCUCCCUGCAUCAUUAAGGUGCUCACUGGAUGUCAUGAACAGGAGUGCAGUAUUCAUUAUGUAUGGGCAUUUCAUGUGGGCUAACAUAAGUUUACAAUAUGGUUUACUUCCUUGCUGUUUUAGUGUUAGUUGUUCUUUACCACUAGGUGGCAGAAUUACUGUAACUUAUUCUCGAAGGCUUAUCUGCUCCUACUACAUAGUUAAUCCUGAGCCAAAACUCAUUGUACAUCUGUUUACGCAGUACCUGUAUUUUGUUUGUAAAGUUAUUUGAUAUUUUUGAAACUAUACGCAGAUGUCUUCCUGAGACAAUUGGUUGCAUUUUUGACCGACUGGAAUCCAGUUACUUAGGAAAAAAUGAUCAAUGCUUUUGGUUUAUAACUACAGAACAAAAAUGCACAUUUACUGCUUCUUUGGUAAUUGAACUCCAAACCUAUAUAUUUUUUUUCAAGGAUAAAUACUUCAAAUAACUGGUAGGAAUAUGUUUAGAAGUUGUUCCUUGUUCACAUUGUUGCCAUUUUAGCUAUAUUUCUUGCUAGAGGAAUGUUUUACUUUGCUGUGCCUCAUUAAAUUCCAACAGACAACUGACCAAAAGCUAAAUUUAGGCUAAAUGUCAUUGACUUAAUUUUUAGAAGUAUGACACAAUGGGGAUGCUACAGGUUUAAUUAAAAUGUUUAUGAAACUUGUGACACGUUGAAAGUGCUGAAGCAUGAUUUAUAUGAUUAUAUAUAUUAUAUGAUUGUGGUCAAGCUUGGUAAUAAAUUCCUGUUUUCAUUGA
Molecule: messenger RNA, 2504 nt
Organism: Brienomyrus brachyistius
Lineage: Eukaryota; Metazoa; Chordata; Actinopteri; Osteoglossiformes; Mormyridae
Gene: vps25
Product: vacuolar protein sorting 25 homolog
Exons: 6
Coding region: 97-621 (174 amino acids)
Biological process (GO): protein transport to vacuole involved in ubiquitin-dependent protein catabolic process via the multivesicular body sorting pathway
Cellular component (GO): ESCRT II complex
Molecular function (GO): protein homodimerization activity; structural molecule activity
Source: RefSeq, a predicted model, not a curated record